This is a messenger RNA of Lachancea sp. 'fantastica', 3663 nucleotides long. The record is from the annotation of a GenBank genome assembly. NCBI's taxonomy places the organism in Eukaryota, Fungi, Ascomycota, Saccharomycetes, Saccharomycetales, Saccharomycetaceae.
AUGGAUGAUAAUGGUGCUUCUCAGAUCGUCGGAGCUUUGGAAGCCAUAUACUCGACGCAAUCUGAUAAUGCCACGCGUUUGGAAGCUCAGAAGUUUUUAGACGACGUCAAGAUGCGCGAGCAAUCGCCAUUUUGGGGAUACGAAAUAGCUCUGAACAACCCGGAAAACUCAAUUUUGAAGCAUUUCGGUCUUGGCUUGCUGGCGCACGCGAUUCAACGCAAUUGGAGCGAACACUCACCAGAAAGAAAAAUUGCGCUUCGCAAAUGGGUAGUGGAGCUCAAUGGCCAAGUCCAAAACACAGAUCCGCGUUAUAUCAAAGAAAAACUAGCCUUUUUGUGGGUGGAGGUGGCAAAGCGGGUGUGGGGAGAGGCCCUAAGAGAGGACGAGCCCACUGAGGAGCUUUUACAGGAAUCGUGGGUCGAUAUGGACAACAAUCUAAGGGAAUUGUGGCACCUUAACGAGUCGGCGAGAGAGCUUACUCUAAUUAUAUUCAGAACUCUGUUCGAAGACGUUUUUCUUCUCGAGGAUUUAGCCGUACUCAAAAGAAUAUCGGUUAUACAGCCGCUGUGUGUCAUGAUUAUUAGCCCGAUGGACAUCUUCGCAGCAAGAUACAGAUUCACAGAUAAGUGGACCCUGUUCAGAAGCACAGGCAAUGGCUGGUUCGAGCUUUGGGUGACAGAACUGCGUUCCGCCUUAGUCUCAGGUAACGCUGUGUACGUCACGCGACUACUUGAAACUCUCAAGACAUGCCUGAACUGGCCGCUCAGUGAGAUUAUGAUCCGAAACGAUGUCAGCGGACUUCUGCUGGACUGUUUGGCCAGUAACAUGCCCAAGGCCCAAUCCAUGGCCUUGGAUUCAUUACAUAUCCUUUUGACUCGACCCUAUAACGAUGAUGCUCACUACCAAGCGGUGAUUAACAAGGUUUUCAGCAGUAUGGACCUCUUGAACCAAGUCUACGAUACUUUGCAGUUUGAUCCCAACAACAUUGACGAAGUGAAGUACCCCAUUGUCAAAAAAUUUGUCGACAUGGUGAGCUGCCUUUACACUUGCGUUUUUAAAAUCGAUGAGGACGAGGUCGUCAUAGAGAAGUAUUUGAGACUGGUUCUGAAAACUACCUUCAAUCCCAGUCUGAUUGUCAGCGGACUGACGCUUGACUUAUGGUGCUCAUGUCUGCGAAACGACGACUUUUUUCCAGCAUUAGAGAAAACUAUCAUACCCGAACUACUCCAGUUUUCGGCUGAUGCUUUGAUAUACUACGAACAAAUUGAUGGUCAUGUUUCCAAACAAUUUGCUGAUAUUGAUUUCCAAUCCACUUCUGAGUUUCAAUCGUUUUGCUCUACGUAUAGAAAGAGGAUAAGGGACAUAAUCCGCCUAAUAUCUUGCGUUCAGCUAGAUUUUGCAUACGACUGGUUGAAUGCCAGACUAAAUUCGUUUUUCAGUUCUUCAUUUGGCCAGGAGGUUUUGAACUCUCAGUUCCUAGAUCACAAAACAGAGCCAUAUUUGAGCGCUUUGUCGCAACUAAUGGUCGUCGAAUGCUUCAUAAAUGGCUGCAUACGUUGGAAAAUUUGGUUUCCUGAUAGUCCUGCAUACAACGAGAAGCUUAAUGACAUUCUCUUAAAAAUCGAAACACUAUCGGAUCAAUUGAUUGCUCUCACUUUAAGGGAACCUUUGUUAUUGAAAAAGCAGAUACAGAACUUUGCUCUGUUCUUAACAAUGCUUAAGGACAAUGUCCUACUGAAACUUCUCGAAAAAAUCAUCACUAGCGCCACUUUGGAGUAUCCUAAUGUUGACCUGGAUGAAAAAAGCGAACAGUCGGAUGCGAUUCGCGAUUUGAGAUAUGCUUGCGGUAUAGAGCUUAACAGAAUGGCGAUUCUGAUGCCCGACUCUCUCAGUAAAAUCUACGAAGAACUGCAAAGUGUUGUCGCACGUAUUUUGCCUAAGCUUUCUUACCAUGAGAAGAUAUCGUUCAAGUCUUUCUUGCUGACUAUCAUUCUGAAGUCGUCCCUCAGCGGUAAGGAGGAAAGGUUCUCCUCAAUUGUUGACCCUGAGUUAAGCGCGUGGUCAGAAAAAGAGACCGUCGUCGGCUUAACCGAUCUCCCUUGGUUCAUGGAAAGACUAGGAAUAGUCCAAAUAUCUGAAUAUUUUCAAAAGAGGGCUAUCACAGGAGGUGAGGAUCUGCUGUCCAUCCCCAUCGAUGAUGAAGGAAAAGCACUCAAAACACAAUUGUCAAAACGCUGGCAAACGCUGUUUCCCGUGAGAGCUACCAGAAUGUUUGUACAUUAUUCAAUGCAAAGCAUUAAAAGUGAUACAGAGUUUGAAGUACUCCAACAGCUUUGGAAACCCAGAGUGGUUCCAAUUCUGCCUUACAUCAUGAGGUUACUUUACCAAUUGCAAUCCUACCAUGAUCCGGAAAAUUGGAAAGAGCUACCUACAGUGGUGCAAUCAUUUGUAAAAUGCUCCACGGUAGAGCGUUUUUGGGAGGCAGGCGCGUCGAAUAAAUCGAAGGACGAGUUUAUUGACGAACACAUGAAGGCAAUGCAAACGCUGCGAGACUUUGCUGAUUCGGUUGGCCACAUCGUGAGGUACACUAGAGAAUACGUUCUACUUGUCAUAAGUGCUAUGUCCAACCUAGGUAGUAUCUUCUACGGUAUUGACGAACUGCCGCAAAUUCUCAUGGACUCGAUUGCGAUUUACAAGCCUUCAAGGGGAGAAAUCAGCCCAGGAGUAUCAACACAUGGCUGGAAACAUAUCAUCAACGUCGCAAUACGGCCACUUCUGAAAAACUGCCCGCCACAAAGCUCCGUUAAGUUCAUGACAGCAUUUUUGCCCAAACUCUUUGACACAUUGGACGUUCUCCUUUGUCAGAAAUGGUCCAUUUACAUGAACGACAUAGACGUUAAUCCACCUCCAAGAGACGAUGACGAAAUGACAGAGGAUAUUCUAGAAGAAAACCUACUGAGACAGCUAACCACUGUUGUUGUUCGGCUAUUGAUCGAUUGCGUCGGACAGGUGGGCACAAACUCCCAAGCUUCUAAAAUGAAGUUGAACGCACAUCAGAUUGAAAUGAGAAAGAUCAUUUUUGAAAACGACGAGGUGAUGAGCUCUUUUCUAAGAUUGUUGAACCACUUGAUGUCUUUCAGAGAUAGCAAGUGUUCUUUCAAUUCCAUCUUGGUAAUGAAAAGCUGCCUAGUGGACACUUUGAUUAAGAACGAGGCUGUUGAUCAAUUCUAUAGCUCGCAGGUCAUGCCCAAUCUGCUAUUGAAUGUCCUGACUCAAAGUGCCUUUAAAGACUCUUUAUAUGAAGGUCUUUAUAUCUUCACUGUCAUAUUUUUGACGCUGUGCAAAGAGUACAAGUCUUCCCGGGAUUAUUUGCAUCAGCUCUCCAAUGGCUACGACAUUGAGAGCCUCUACGAAAGCGUCAGAAGUGUGGAAAACUACAAAAACCAACGAGCCUUGAUGGUUGAAUUCAUUGACUGGAUAAAAGUUGUUAAUGGUCGUGCUCAAGAUGAUGAUGACGGAGACGACAAGAAAAGACAGGAAAAAAGAGAGGCCAUUUUGGAACGCGCAAAUGAAAGACUCAUAAAGCAGAACAAAGAUCAGAAAGACUUGUUGGACGAUCCUAAUACGGAGGAUGGAGCGUUUGGUUCACUUUUUCAGUCAUAA